Coccidioides immitis RS is the source of this 1283-nucleotide messenger RNA. Its product is annotated as hydrolase. NCBI's taxonomy places the organism in Eukaryota, Fungi, Ascomycota, Eurotiomycetes, Onygenales, Onygenaceae. Gene Ontology annotation, molecular function: catalytic activity. The coding region runs from base 10 to 897 and encodes 295 amino acids. The transcript is spliced from 2 exons. The record is from RefSeq and is a predicted model, not a curated record.
CCAACAGCCAUGUCGAACACCAAAACGAUUCACGUCCCGCACCUUGGCGGCAUUGACGCUGCAUACCGUAUAUCCGAUCCCUACGACGCCUCUAAACCUACCCUCAUCUUGAUAAACAGCUUCACAACAUCUUCUGAACUCUAUGAUGCACAAUUCUCUAGCCCCGCGUUGUUAUCCAAGCUCAACCUCCUCGCCAUCGAGCUCCUAGGGCAUGGGCAAACCCGGACAGAUUGCGAGCACUGGACGUAUUGGGACACUGCGAUCAUGAAUCUGCAGGUCAUGGAUGCAUUAGGUAUUAAAAGAGCGUUCAUUCUUGGUACCAGCCAAGGUGGCUGGGUAACCGUAAGAAUGGCAUUGCUUGCCCCAGAGAAGAUCCAAGGAAUCAUCCCUUUGGGCACUUCUAUGGACUCAGAGUCCCCCCGCAGCCGUGCUCUCGGGUGCUGGGAUCCCAUCCAACCCUGUGCCGACCUUAUCAAUUCUUGGACCAGCGACACUCCUACGCCUGAUUUCUCCCUCACGCAGUCAUACUGCGACUUUCUCAUCGAUGCGGGUUUCGGCGCCAACUGUCCCUCCGAGGUCCGAGCCUUCUGGAGCCAAACCCUUCAGUCUAAAUACCGGGGGAACGAUGGUCGAAAACGGAUCAGGAUGGCGGCGGUCAAUCUCCGCGAUAGAGAUACUUUACACAGCCGGCUAUGGGAUAUCCGGUGCCCUGUCCUCUGGAUGCAUGGGACGAGCGAUGUUGUGUACUCGGUUGCUAAUGCGGAAGAGGAGAUCAAAAUGUUUGUAAAUUCGCCAGAUGCAAGGUUGAUUGUUGUCGAGGGUGGCCAGCACUUUUUGAGCUUUUCAAAUCCCGAGGAAGUGGAGCGGAAUGUGUUAGAGUUUGUGGAGAAGUAUUAGCCUCAUUUUCGACCUCUCCCAUCAUCAAAAUAGCACAAAAGGAGUAAUUUUGACUGUACGGUUGAUCGUCCGGUCCUUAGUUGGGCGCUUUUCACUUUGUGAACCGAGCGUGGAGUGAUUGCUUUGCCGCCUAAUGUGCGAGUUGACUCCGACAUUUAUCUUUCCAAGUAGUUAUCGCUUUCGUUACUUUGUUCCAGUCCCAUAACGUACAUCAUCUAGCCGUGUUUUUCCGAAGGAUAGGGGAAGAUUGAAAAUUCGGAACUGCCUCCUAAAAUCCGAACUCAUAUAGAAGGGGACUCUUCGACCCUUCUUCUAAAUGCAUCAUAAAACUUUUAACACCUUGGAUUGCCUGUAACCUCCACCAGAGGACAUGCUUAAGACAUGUG